CCCAGUUUCCGUAUUCAGCAGUAGCAGUGCCUGGAGGAGGAAGGCGGAAGGAACGCGGAGACAAUGCCGGGCCUCGCUGCUCUUGUUACUGUAGCCACUUUGGGAAUGUUGCAAUGUCUCCGCGUUCCAGCGGCGAGCUCCGGGAAAGCGGGCGGCAUCCAGGCAUUUGUGAUCGCCCACAGCCAUAUGGACGUCGGCUGGGUUUACACCGUCCAGGAGAGCAUGCAUGCAUAUGCGGCCAAUGUUUAUACGACCGUGGUAGAAGAAUUGGUAAAAGGGACACAGCACAAGUUUAUUGUGGUGGAACAGGAAUUCUUCCGGCUCUGGUGGGACAAGGUGGCCACUGAUGCACAGAAAGAGCAGGUCCAUAAGUUGCUGGAUGAAGGACGUUUGGAGUUUGUCAUUGGAGGUCAGGUGAUGCAUGACGAAGCAGUAACAGAACUCAGCUCACAGAUCUUACAGCUCACAGAAGGACAUGGUUUCCUGUAUGAAACAUUUGGAACAAGACCUCAGUUUUCAUGGCAUGUGGAUCCCUUUGGUGCCUCAGCCACCACCCCAACAGUGUUUGCUUUGGCCGGAUUUAAUGCUCAUCUCAUCUCUCGGAUUGACUAUGAUGAAAAGGACAUGAUGCAGAAAAACAAGAAGCUCCAGUUUGUGUGGCAGGCAUCGCCCUCUUUGGCCCAACAGCAAGAAAUCUUCACUCACAUUAUGGACCAAUACAGUUACUGCGUCCCUUCCUUUCUGCCAUUCUCCAACAGGUCUGGCUUUUAUUGGAAUGGCAUUGCUGUUUUUCCUGACCCACCAAAAGAUGGAAUUUAUCCUAAUAUGAGCCUCCCAGUGACCAAUGAAACAAUUCGUGCUUAUGCAAAGACAAUGGUAUCCAACAUAAAAGAGAGAGCAGGCUGGUUCCGAUCUAGUCAUGUUCUGUGGCCGUGGGGCUGUGAUAAGCAAUUCUUCAAUGCCUCCGUACAGUUUAAGAACAUGGAUCCAUUGAUGGAUUAUAUCAAUCAACAUACAGAUGAAUUUGGAGUUACAGUGCAAUAUGCCACAUUAAGUGAAUAUAUUCGUGCUGUUCACAAUGCCAACCUCACUUGGGACAUCCAAAAGAACCAGGACUUUCUCCCAUACUCCUCUGAGCCAUUUCAAGCUUGGACUGGAUUUUAUGCCUCUCGGAAUAUACUCAAAGGUCUGGCCCGGAGAGCGAAUUCAUUCCUCUAUGCUUGUGAAUCCCUUUUCACGUUGUAUCUCUUGAGAUACCCAUUAGGAUCGGUAGACAAAUUUUGGGCUUUACAACAAAUUCAGCACUUAAGAUGGGCAGUUUCAGAGGUACAACAUCACGAUGCUGUAACUGGGACAGAAUCUCCAAAAGUGAGAGAUAUGUACAUGGCUCACCUAUUUCAAGGGAUUUGGGCUGUGAAAUUAGUGAUGGCUGCUAUAUUUCAAGAAACCCAGAACACUCCAAAGGAUAAAUUGGACUUUCCACUUCCCCAUACUCAGGACACCAGAAAUACAGAGGGCGGCGUUUUGCAGAUUACCGUCUACAACCCUCUUGGAUGGAACAUCACCACAAUCAUCAACGUUUCUGUGGCUUAUUCAGAAGUCAGUGUUUAUGAUGAUGCAGGAAACACUGUGCCAUCACAGAUCCAGAAAUCAGUUUCUCACAACACUUUUGACCUGUAUGUUCUCGUAAGGCUAAAUGCACUCAGCUACCGGAGAUACCUGGUGAAACAUGAAAAGUUGGCUUGCACCAAGGAACCAGAUGGCCUGUGCUCAAAAAAUCCUACUUCCUUCAGAGGGAGAGUGUUUACGUUUGACAGAAAGUCAGUGAGCAAAUCAAAACAUCCGGGCCGUAGACUACGUUCAUUGAUGAAUGACUGCUAUGUACUGAUGCUGAAUGAAGACACGAAUUUACUGUACAGCAUCACUGACAGAUCCUCCCAGAAGACUGUCAAGAUAAGGCAGGAGUUCUUGGAGUACUUUGCUAAUGGAGAUGUUAAACAGGGCCCAAUCUCUGAUAAUUACAUAUUCACACCAAAAGGUUUGCCCGUGCUGGUGUCACAGUCAAUUGGAAUGGAAAUAGUCACAGGAAAACUAGUAACUGAAAUCAGACAGUACUUCUACAGCAACACUUCUGCUAAUGAACAAGAUUACCAAUAUGCAAUAUUCACAAGGAUCUAUCGUGUACUUGAUGGCUAUGAUGCAUCAAUGCUAUGCAAUAGAAUUGAGCAGGAGUAUAUUGUAGGACCACUGAACCUCAACAGGGAGGCCAUUUUGAGCAUGACUACAGAUAUGAAAACGGACAGGACCAUUUAUAUGGACAAUAAUGGCUACCAGAUGAUGAAGAGACUGUACAAGUCAUACAGCAACAAUACUCUGGCUCGAAACUACUACCCUCUUGUAAGGACUGCUUACAUUGAAGAAAGUGACACAAGGCUUGUCAUAUUAUCUGAGAGAGCACACGGCAUUUCCAGUCAAGCUGAUGGGCAGUUGGAAGUGAUGCUUCAUCGAAGAUUAUGGAAUAACAAAGCAUGGAAUCUGGGCUACAAUCUUACGCUGAAUGACAGCUCAGUAGUACGGCCACUUUUCUGGUUGAUGAUGGGGUCAAAGGCAACAACUUCAUCGUUACAUCAGAGUGGUCUGGCGCUCGAGUUCAGGCCCAUCAUUAUGUAUGGUCCUGUGUCAGGGAAGAAGACAUUUGUUCCAUCGCACAAUUCACAGAGUAACAGUUCAGUGAGUUCUGGCUUUCUCCCACCCAAUCUCCACCUUCUAACACUUUGCCUGCCUGGUUGGCGAUAUGAUUCAAACCACACCAUGCAUUUGCAAAAUAUAGUCAAAGGUAAAUCUAAACAAUCUGAGCCAGAUUUCCGCCGCAUCCUACUGAGAAUUAUGCAUUUGUAUGAAGUGGGAGAAGAUCCUGUUCUGUCCCAGCCUGUGACUGUCAACCUAAAGGAUCUGCUGAAGGUGUUGGGAACGGUGGUAUCUAUUGAAGAACGCUCACUCACAGGGAUCUGGAACAUUAACACACUCAAACGCUGGAAAUGGAAAACAACACAACAAGAUGGUGGAGAUCUUAAAAAUGACAAAAGGUGGCUAACUAAAGACUUCAUCAUCACUAUUCGACCCAAGGAGUUGCGAACUUUCUUUGUAUAUUUUAAAGAGUAGGAAAACUACAAAGAAAAUAUCAACUUCUUAAAAACUUAUGACUGUAUCGUGCAAGUUCACGUGUCAAGUUGCAGCUUAUUCUCGUUGCUGGCUUGAAGUAAAAUAAAUGACCAGGUAGCAUCUCUAUCUAAUUUGGAGGAAAAUAGAAAAUAUAAUAUUGUGGCAAGUGGAGGCAAAAGGACAUGUGAAUGUACAAACCAACCUUAAAAUAAAUGAAAAGAGGAUUGAAGAACAUGCAUCAGGAUGAAACAUACUGCAAGACGUUGCUACUGAAAAGCAUACCAUUGACCAAUUUUCAGAUAACUAUAAAAGAAACGCUGUUGGUCUGGGGUUUCUAGAAAAUUCCUCUUUGGCAUGCAGCUCGACUAUCAGAAGCUGGUUUCUCCUAAUGUUAUCAAUUUUUCAGUCACUCAGGUGCCCCAUGCAAUGUUUUCUGAUAUAUUAAUGCAUGGUUUCAAUCAUUAUUGAAGAAACUUCGAGCUCCUGAUUUGUUUAUCAACAGAUACGAUUUAUUUCUGUGUAAUUUCUAGUAUUGUUAUGUAAAGUACUGGAUCCUAAUCAUCCUUUAUUGCCUCAGUGAAUGGAAAUAUAAUUUCAAGUCAGUGAUCCUUCAAUAGAAUCCCUGUUAAUGAAAGAUCAUCAAUGAGAAACAUAAACUUUGUUUCUGUUUUUUUUUCCCUUUUUCUCCACCAACGUUGUCUGAACAUUUCCAGCAUUUUCUGUGUUUACUUUGAUUGUCAGAUCGCAGUAUUUGUAGUAUUUUGCUUUAUAAUCCAUUAUUGCCUUGUGGACACUUUAUCAUAAAACAUUCCUGCUCAAUCACCCUGUCCUUUAUGUCCCACAUUUUCAGUUGGUUCCAUCGUGUUCGUGACAAUCUAUUACUAAUAUUGACCUUCGUUGUUAUAUUGAGAACAUUGGGUGCACAUACUCAAAUCAUUGCUAAUGAGUAUUAUUAAUGUAAUCCUAUUUAUAAGACAGAUCUCAUCUAUCUGAGACUGAAUUAUAUUUUUAACUGGCACACAUCUUCAAGCACUGAGCCCACACCUCCCCCCUCACCUCCGUCCAAGGCCCUAAAGGAUCAUUUCAAAUCCAGCGGAGAUUUUCCUGCACAUAUGCUCACCUCAUUUACUGCAUCUGUUGCUCUCGAUGUGGUCUCCUCUACAUUGGUCAAACAGAACGCCAAUUUGCAGAACAGUUCAGGGAACAUUUCUGUCACAAUUACCCCCAAUUGAUUCCACCUAAUGACUUCUCACCCACCUACCCCCUGCUGCCCAGCCCCCACCCUCUUAUUUAUCUCUCAUCUCCCUUCCCUCUCCAUAUUCCUGAUGAAGGGUUUAUGCCCAAAAGGUCGAUUCUCCUGCACCUCGAAUGCUGCCUGGCAUGCUGUGCUUUUCCAUUGUCACAUUUUUCGACAUGUCUUCAAGUGUGCACUGAAGUCUACUUGACUAUUCAAUCUUGGCGAUAUUAUUGGUGUGUUAGAAAACUGGAACAACGUAGGUGGAAUUAUCCAAAAGUUAGCCUUCUCGCCCUGUCUUUGUGGGUAGCAGUUUACAUCUUAAAAUCAACUUUCCGUUGGUGACUUAGUCGUCUAUAAACAGAAUAUUUCAAAGAUAAGAUGUGCUCAGGAAAGAGUAUGAUCAAUUUCAACUCCAAAACAAUGAGGAGUCAAUCAGUUAAUGAACCAGCUACUGGAGAUUUACAGAAUGCAAUUUAUUUUCUUGUUUCUCAUUUCCUCACAAGUAUCCACACCCACUAGCUUUGGAAGAACCUUAUUUGUGCCCUGCUGAGAAUCUAUUCUUGGCUGAGGGGAGAUGUUGAGAGGGGGGGCACAGUGAAGGAGAGAGUAGGAGCCAGCUUACUUGGCAGUAUAUUUGGCUGUCACUAAAUAGGGCAAUAUUCAGAUGGACAGCCUUGACUUCAUGUGGUCAGAAUAAGCAAAAAGAAGAAAGGAACAUAUGGACAGUUCAGUAUGAAUUUGACAAGGGUUGUCAGGGAUGGCAGAUUCCCAAGUUUCAAAGAUUUGAUGAGGCCCAAACCACAUUAAAUGCAUUGGUAGCAUUGAACAGAAAGGGUUAAGUAAGGUUACCAUAUUUCACCAUUCUGCUGCAAGGACUUUUAGACAAUUAUCAUUGUGUGGUAAAAAUUAUUAUAAAUCUUUCUCUGUUCACUUAACAAUCGCAGAUUAAACCAGUUGUGAAUUUG
Molecule: messenger RNA, 5364 nt
Organism: Hemiscyllium ocellatum (epaulette shark)
Lineage: Eukaryota; Metazoa; Chordata; Chondrichthyes; Orectolobiformes; Hemiscylliidae
Gene: man2b2
Product: mannosidase, alpha, class 2B, member 2
Exons: 19
Coding region: 64-3162 (1032 amino acids)
Biological process (GO): mannose metabolic process
Cellular component (GO): lysosome
Molecular function (GO): alpha-mannosidase activity; carbohydrate binding
Source: RefSeq, a predicted model, not a curated record